ACUCAUGUCAAAUACUAAGAUUUCAAGGUGCUGCAUCCACCCUUCCCCCUUCUCUUUCUGCACUUUGCAUUGUAAUGAAUGAUGUUGCAGCUUGUUCAUGUGCUUUGCGAAAGGCCGGCUAGAUGGCGAUGCAUCGGGCAGUAGGAAUCCGCACCUUAUUAUAUAUUUCUGCAGAAGAUUCAUGUAGUAUUUCGGGUUCAUGUUUUCAGUUGUAGGCCAUUGUUGAUUUACUCGCCACGAUGAAGCAAGGGACGCCACCUCCACCGCCACCGCCACCGACGCCAGCAAGAAAAAACGAGUGCAAGCCUACUGCCAUGUCCAUGUCCACAAGACCGUCUCGCCUCAGAACUUCCCCUAAACCCAAUAAGGACUCUCCUAAGUCGAAACCAGAGGAAAAAACUAUCCGUACAUCUUCGGCAAGAGCAGCAGUAAAGCCAGUAUCAACCUCUGCAAGGAGGAAUUCUGUGUUGAUUAUAUCCAAAUCCAGAGAGGAAGUCGUUGUGGGGCGGACCGGAAACGACCGCCAGGUUGUAGAGCAGUUUGCUCGGCCGCGGCGGUCCUCUGAUCCCAACUUAUGUAGAAGAAACAAAAACGAGGAUGACCCAUAUGGUGGGAAGAGGAAGGAGUUGCUGCAGAGCGAGACUUCGAUGCAGAAUUUGCAGUCUGAGGUGUUGGCCUUGAAGGCAGAGUUGGAUAGGGCGCAGAGUUUGAACGCGGAGUUGCAGUCGCAGAAUAAGAAGCUCACACAAGAUCUUACAGCUGCAGAAGCAAAGAUAGCAGCUCUUAGCUGUCGUGACCGCCAGGAGGAGUACCAGAGCCCUAAAUUUAGAGACAUUCAGAAACUCAUUGCCAGCAAGUUGGAACACUCAACUGUAAAAAAGGAGCCAAUCAAUGAGGCAAGUACAAUUCAAACAGCACCACCACUACCAACAGCACCACCACUACCAAAACGUCCAGUUCCCAAGUUCACAGGUGCAGAAAGAAAGUCUCCAGUCUGUUCAUCCCUGCCUCCACCUCCACCACCACCACCACCUCGGCCCUCAGCCAGAGUGUCUACUACCACUCAAAGGGCUCCAACACUAGUAGAAUUUUAUCACUUAUUAUCAAGGCAAGAAGGGAGGAAGAGGGAUUCUCCAGGAUCUGGAAAUCAUCCUAAAUCAGCAGCUACUAAUGUACAUAGUAGCAUAGUUGGAGAAAUUCAAAAUCGUUCAGCUCAUUUGUUAGCUAUAAAGUCGGACAUUGAAACUAAAGGCGAGUUCAUCAACAGCCUUAUCCAGAAGGUGCUCGAUGCAGCUUAUACAAAUAUAGAAGAUGUCCUGAAGUUCAUCGACUGGCUUGACAAUGAACUAUCUUCUUUGGCUGAUGAGCCGGCUGUAUUAAAACAUUUUAACUGGCCUGAGAGGAAAGCUGAUGCCAUGCGAGAGGCUGCAAUUGAAUAUCGUGACCUUAAACUGUUCAAAAAUGAUAUUUCUUCAUAUGAAGAUGACUCUAACAUUCCAUGUGGGGCUGCCUUAAAGAAGAUGGCCAGCUUAUUAGACAAGUCCGAGCGGAGAAUAGAAAGGUUGAUCAAGCUGCGAAAUUCAGUUAUGCGUUCUUAUGAGAACUAUAGAAUUCCAACUGAUUGGAUGCUUGAUUCAGGAAUUGUGAGUAAGAUAAAGCAGGCUUCUAUGAAUUUGGCUAAGAUAUACAUGAAAAGAGUGACAUUAGAGCUUGAGUCCAUUCGGAAUUCAGAUAGGGAAAGUAAUCAAGAAUCUCUUCUGCUCCAGGGUGUGCAUUUUGCUUAUAGAGCUCACCAGUUUGCUGGAGGUCUUGAUUCAGAAACACUGUGCGCUUUUGAAGAGAUAAGGCAGCAAGUACCAGGACAUUUUAGAGGGUCUCGAGAAUUGUUAGCCGGUGUGCCAUCAUCGUAACAAGCCGUGGGAAUACUGCCAAGUGCCGUUCUCAGGAGAAAUAGCAUUUUUUCCCUUCGCCUUCAUUGUAACAACUAGUAGCGAAUGAAAUGUUCAUAGGAAUUUUGUGCAAUACUCUAGCGGAUGAGGGUAGUCCAAAUUGGAGAUAACACGGGCUCUUCAUCUUUCAAAAAAGUUCCAUUUUACUAACU
Molecule: messenger RNA, 2101 nt
Organism: Juglans microcarpa x Juglans regia
Lineage: Eukaryota; Viridiplantae; Streptophyta; Magnoliopsida; Fagales; Juglandaceae
Product: protein CHUP1, chloroplastic
Exons: 8
Coding region: 240-1910 (556 amino acids)
Biological process (GO): chloroplast organization
Cellular component (GO): chloroplast outer membrane
Source: RefSeq, a predicted model, not a curated record